Molecule: messenger RNA, 381 nt
Organism: Acanthoscelides obtectus
Lineage: Eukaryota; Metazoa; Arthropoda; Insecta; Coleoptera; Chrysomelidae
Source: the annotation of a GenBank genome assembly
AUGACAAUCAUUCCGUUCUGUUAUAUAAACAUAAUAACUUAUAUCUUGGGAGGAAUUUGGUACUUAUAUUGUGAUCUCAUCGGAGAAACAGCGACGAUAAUGGCUGCAGAUUUUGAAUUAGCACUGAAAAAUAUAGGGCCUGCCAGUCAUGUUGCGAAUUAUAGCAAAAUAACAAGGGAUGUCGGCAACGCGUUCGGUUGCUCGAUGACUUUUCUUUGCCUCUACCUUUUUAUUAUCAUUACUCUGACCAUAUACGGCCUUUUAUCGCAAAUUCAGGGAGGAUUUGGCAUCAAAGAUAUUGGUCUGGCGAUUACGGCUCUUUUUGCUGGAGCUAUGCUAUUUUUUAUUAGCAACGAGGCACAUUAUGCUUCAAAUUUCUGA